This is a messenger RNA of Sebastes umbrosus (honeycomb rockfish), 2784 nucleotides long. RefSeq names its product monocarboxylate transporter 7-like. Lineage: Eukaryota; Metazoa; Chordata; Actinopteri; Perciformes; Sebastidae. Gene Ontology annotation, molecular function: monocarboxylic acid transmembrane transporter activity. The transcript has 6 exons. Bases 159 to 1970 code for a protein of 603 amino acids. Gene Ontology annotation, biological process: monocarboxylic acid transport; transmembrane transport. The record is from RefSeq and is a predicted model, not a curated record.
ACUCAGACCUUUCCUCAACAGCUGGAGGAGAACACGCUGUAGCUGUAACCAGAACUCUUUAACCCUUUCCUACCUCUCCAGUCAGUCAGGGAGGGGGGUGUUCUCAUGAAUGCAAGCUUGUGUCACACAGAGCAUAUUUGUAAAGUGUGUUUGAGUGCAUGUUAUGUGUGCAUCCCCCACGUGUGCCUGUGUGUGUGCCUGCGCGCCAUACAGUCUGUGAUUUACGCACGUGUGAAUGUACACGGUUCACUGCAGGCUGCGCGCGACACGAGUGGGAUUACAGCAGGAGUAGUCACGCGACGGACGGAGAAAUUACACACACCUACACACAGGGUAUGGCACUGUGUGGUGUCAAGGGGCCCCGUUUCUUGGGGCCCAAUGUGUACCCAGAAGCCCCUGAUGGAGGCUGGGGAUGGUUGGUGGCUGUGGCCUUCUUCUUUGUGGAGGUUUUCACCUAUGGUAUCAUCAAGAUCUUUGGCAUCUUCCUCCAGGACCUGAUGGAGGAGUUUGGAGAGACCAACAGUCGGGUCUCCUGGAUUGUUUCCAUCUGUGUGUUUGUCAUGACCUUCAAUGGUCCUCUCUCCUCUGUGAUGACUAACCGGUUUGGGUUCCAACUCGUUGUUAUGAUUGGAGGAUUCCUUAUUGCCUGCGGUACCAUUGCAACCAGCUUUACCACUUCCAUCAAUCAAAUGUACCUCACCUACGGAUUAGUUGCAGGUCUGGGCUACUGUCUGACCUUCCUGCCCACUGUGACCAUCCUCUCUCAGUACUUCAACCGUCGACGGUCUCUGGUCACAGCUGUGGCUUCCACUGGAGAGUCCCUGUCCAUGUUUGCUCUAGCACCAGCCUUUUCUGCAUUGAGGGACCGUAUUGGCUGGCGACGCACCAUGGCAGUGAUAGGAGCUUUGCAAAGCACCAUCAUCAUCUGUGGUGUUCUGCUUCGGACGAUCAUUAUCAAACCCAGAGCGACCCGUGAGACUAACAGAUUGUCUCCAAAGGUACUGGAAGCUCUCGGUACACCAGAGAACGUAGAGGACUCUAUACUAAACAAUACCUCACAUGCACAAAAUACCUCCCACAGUCUGGACAAUGAGCUCUCUGUGAGCACUGAAGACUCUGGUGUCCAGUCUCUAAAUGACGCAGACGACAGCAGCCAAGAAGAGGAGAUUUUACUGCACGGAGAUGUGAGGGAAUCUGUGGAAAACGGUGUGGCAGAGAUUGGAGAGUUUGAAAUAGAGGAGAAAAAGAGCGAAGAUGCAGAGAAACAAGUGAUGAAAGAUGAAAAGCCAUCUGUAAAGUCUUCCAAACUUCGAGACUUCUCCAUCCUCAGAGAGUGCAGCUUCAUUCUCUACUCUCUGUUUGGACUGUUCGCCACGCUGGGCUUCUUCGCCCCUCCGCUCUACAUCAUCGAGCUGAGCGUGAGUCGAGGCGUGGAGCGGGACCGCGCCACCUACAUGCUCUCCAUCAUGGCUGUGGCGGAAAUCUUUGGCCGAUUCUCCAUCGGGUGGAUCCUGACGCGGGAGAAGUUCAGGAGGAAAAAGCUGCUUGUGCUUCUGGCAUGUGUGAUUGCAAUGACCGCGGAUCUGGUUGGAUUUACUUUGGUUUGGGAGUUCUACGGCUUGGCUCUGUGCUGCACUUUAUACGGGUUCUUUAUGGGAACCCUAGCGUGCACCCACAUUCCCAUGCUGGCUGAGGAUGAUGUGGUGGGCAUAGAGAGGAUGUCUUCAGCUGCUGGGGUCUAUGUGUUCAUCCAAAGCUUCGCUGGGCUGGCUGGACCCCCACUUGGAGGUGUGCUGGUGGAUAUGACUCAGAACUACGGAUCAGCCUUCUACUCCUGUGCAGUCGGCAUGGGACUUAGUGCCGUGUUCCUGGGUUUGGUGAAACCUGCUAAGAAAGGAUUACUCUGUAGGAGGAGGAACUCAAAACGCCCUGAAGACGUACAUGAAAAGGAAGGGGACUCCAAGGAAUAGAGUGCAGCACAUAAACCAGACAAAAGAACCGACAGUCCUUGCUCUGAAGUAGACGACCAGGCGUAGGCCACAAGAGAUGUCCAGGAGGUUAUACGUUAUAGGAUAAGCGUAAUGAAAGAGUCAAGCCCCAUGAGGGUGAAAUGCUGUCUAAAGACUACAAGUGCUGAAGUGACAUGAAUACAACGAAGAAAAAGACCAAAGGUGUUAAUGAUCUAGAGAGCUCUGAGAGCAAUCUUUAGAGCUUUUACAUCAAAUCAUGAAUGUACUGUAGCAGUUGUGCCUUUUACAUACCAAACAGUGUUUUUCUGGAGUCAGUGCUCUUAAAAUUAGACAAGUGUAUACUAAAUAAGCUAUAAGUGAGUAAAGCUUUUGAUGCAAAAAGACUGUGAAGUAUGGAUGUCGUGUUUAAAACGACGACCAUAAGUGACGUUAAUGGAGAUGCCUCAGUUUCAGAUAUUCCAGAAGAAGGACGUCACACUGAUACUUGAUCAACUAACUACCUGCUGGCGAUCAAUCCCAUAAUGAUGGCCAGAAAAACUGUGACUGCAAGAACAAUAAAUUGCACAGAUUCUGUAACACGUGUCAUAGAAAAUACACAAAGCUCAGAGAUAAAGUGUCUUUUUAAUCUCACCAAGCUGACAAUGUACCGUUACGUGAUAUGAGAUGUCAGACUCAAUCUAUUUUUGUAAUGAAAAUGUGUUCUCAAUAAAGCAACAGAGGGAUUUGAACCACUCAAUUAAAGGUUUUGUAUUUAUAAACGUCAACCUUAAAAGCAACUUAUUCAACUGCUCUUGUUUUUCUCACAUAACACACU